This is a messenger RNA of Prosopis cineraria, 1995 nucleotides long. Its product is annotated as inorganic phosphate transporter 1-4-like. The coding region runs from base 157 to 1758 and encodes 533 amino acids. The record is from RefSeq and is a predicted model, not a curated record. Gene Ontology annotation, biological process: transmembrane transport; phosphate ion transport. Gene Ontology annotation, cellular component: membrane. The transcript has a single exon. Gene Ontology annotation, molecular function: phosphate transmembrane transporter activity. Lineage: Eukaryota; Viridiplantae; Streptophyta; Magnoliopsida; Fabales; Fabaceae.
CUCAGCUUUAACGUUCCCUUAAUUGCAGUAUUCUACGUACUUGUCAAAUUCGAGGGGGAAAUCUCAUAAUUAUGAAAAUCUAUUGAAUAGGUUUCGGUUCAACUUGUGCAGUGAAUGUCAACCGUUCCAAGGAGCGACCGGGAAAUAUAGCAAAUCAUGGGGAAGGGACAAAUCCAAGUGUUGAAUGCGCUUGAUGUGGCCAAAACACAAUGGUAUCAUUUUACUGCAAUCAUCAUAGCAGGCAUGGGGUUCGUCACAGACGCAUAUGACCUGUUCGCGAUUUCCCUCGUCACCAAGUUGAUCGGUCGUGUUUAUUACGCCGGAGAUGAGGAGAAACCUGGUACGUUGCCUCCCCACGUAUCGUCCGCCAUUAAUGGCGUAGCCUUCUGCGGAACACUUACUGGCCAGCUCUUCUUUGGCUGGAUGGGAGACAAGGUGGGACGAAGAGCCGUAUACGGGAUAACUCUGUUGCUGAUGAUCCUGUGUUCUAUUUGCUCGGGCCUUUCCUUUGGACACACCUCUAAAUCUGUCAUCACUACUCUCUGCUUUUUCCGCUUCUGGCUUGGCUUUGGUAUUGGUGGAGACUACCCACUUUCUGCCACCAUCAUGUCUGAGUAUUCCAGCAAGAAGACUCGUGGCGCUUUCAUUUCUGCAGUUUUUGCUAUGCAGGGUUUUGGGAUUUUGGCUGGUGGCUUGUUUGCAAUGAUCGUUUCCGCUAUUUUCAAGUCCAGCUUCAAAGCUCCUCCCUACGAGGUCGAUCCAGUUGGGUCAACAGUUCCACAAGCAGACUUCGUUUGGAGGAUAGUUCUAAUGGCGGGAUCAGUCCCGGCUGCAAUGACUUUCUACUGGAGGCUGAAGAUGCCUGAAACUGCUCGUUACACUGCUCUUGUUGCCAAGAACGCUGAGAGAGCAGCAGCUGAUAUGGCCAAGGUUUUGCAGGUGGACGUUGAAGCUGAUCUCAAGAAAGCCGAGAAGAAGACCCCUCAGCCGAAGGCCAAGAGAUUUGGAUUGUUCUCCAAGGAGUUUCUGACUCGGCAUGGCCUUCACUUGCUAGGAACAUCGAGUACCUGGUUCUUGCUCGACAUCGCUUAUUACAGCCAAAAUCUAUUUCAGAAAGACAUAUUCAGUGCAAUUGGAUGGAUUCCUCCUGCGAAAACCAUGAAUGCCCUUGAGGAGCUUUACAGCAUUGCCAAGGCUCAAACGCUUAUUGCUCUAUUCAGUACGAUUCCAGGCUACUGGUUCACUGUGGCUUUGAUUGACAAAAUAGGAAGAUUCAAAAUUCAAUUGAUGGGGUUCUUCUUUAUGACCGUGUUUAUGCUUGCUCUGGCCAUUCCUUACCAUCACUGGACUCUCAAGCACAACCAUGUUGGAUUCGUGGUCUUGUACGCCUUGACAUUCUUCUUCUCCAAUUUCGGACCUAAUGCCACAACAUUCGUAGUGCCAGCAGAGAUUUUCCCAGCCAGGUUCAGAUCAACGUGUCAUGGCAUAUCAUCAGCGUCUGGGAAACUAGGGGCUAUAGUUGGCGCAUUUGGGUUCUUGGCUCUGUCCCAGAGUCAGGAUCCCAGCAAAGUAGAUGCAGGGUACCGUCCAGGUAUUGGGGUGAAGAAUUCAUUGCUCGUGCUGGGGGCCAUUAAUGCUUUAGGCUUCGCUCUCACAUUCUUGGUGCCUGAGCCGAAGGGGAGAUCCUUGGAGGAGAUAUCCGGGGAGGAUGACGAGGAAGACGAAAGCAACAAGGGAGAGGCAGAGCUAACGCAAUAAAACACGUAGAAUUGAUGUUUUGUGCGUAUUUGGGCAAGGAGUUCGUGAUGUUUUGUACGUAUUUGCUUCGUGGCACUAGUCCACUUGAAGUUUAUUACAUAAAUAAUCUGAUUAUGAUCAUAUUCUGGUCUUCUCGUCAACUUUUAAGGUGCAUUUGGAGACUUGUGAUCCUUGGGUAAAGUACGCAAACAUCCUAUGGGAAUGGGCCGGGAAAGUUUAAUUUGGUUUGACAUUUUC